This is a messenger RNA of Rasamsonia emersonii CBS 393.64, 672 nucleotides long. RefSeq lists its product as uncharacterized. NCBI's taxonomy places the organism in Eukaryota, Fungi, Ascomycota, Eurotiomycetes, Eurotiales, Trichocomaceae. The record is from RefSeq and is a predicted model, not a curated record. Bases 1 to 672 code for a protein of 223 amino acids. The transcript has 2 exons.
AUGCUUCUCGACGAAGAUCCCGCGACGCUCAUCCACCACACCAUCGGCAAUUUCAACAUCCAGCCAGACAAGCUAGCCGUGACGCGGAUCAAUGAAUCCCUCGCGACGCUGCAGCAGUCGCGCGAGCUGCGCAUCAAGGAAGCAGAGGCGGCCCUGCGCAAGCUGUCCCGCAACCUGAAGGCGCUCGAAACAUCGCACGAAGAAACCGUCGCUGCGCACGACCCGGCCAAGCAUGCCGCCAAGAUCAUCGAGCUGGACACGCAGAAGUUUCGCAUCGCGAAGGCGGCAUCGGAGCUCGAGAUCGAGAGCGAGAGGCUGGAAAGCGAGCUGGAGAUGCUGAAGGAGAGGCUGGCAGAGCUCGAGGCGCAGGGUCUGGAGGGUGAUGAGACGGCGCGGAGGGAGCGAGAGGCAGACGAUGCUACGAUGUAUGCGCUGCGUUUGGCUUAUACUGGUUUUCGAGACUUGCAGGUCGCUAACUGGUCAUUCCAUUGCAGACUGCGUCUGAAGAUUUACCGGUCGCUGGGGAUUGACGUCGAAGCCGACGAAAACGGGAACUAUCACAAAGCGAUCAUUCGCAACAGCCGCAAGGGUGACGUCCAUGUGGUCAACAUCGACCCGAAAUUUUCGCGCUUCUUCUACGCCAAUUACUUCUGGCAGACCAUGCAGGGGUAG